AUGCGCGUGAUAUCCGCUAAAAACCGAAAGUCGGUCAGGGUGCGUCGACGGCGCGGAUCGGUCGGUCGGUUGGUGGUUGCACCGAGCCUCGGCGGCUCCUGCCCUCCGGCCUCAUCCCCAGUUGCCGACUCCGGCCGGCGCUACGAUGCGAAACAAACGGCCAUCGAUGUGACAGAGCCAGUCGGUCGGUUGGCCGAUCGGCCGGCCGGCUCUACAUGGAACAAGAACGACUUGGCUGACUUGCCCAUAUCGGCGGCGAAGGUCGUCCACCCUUUCCGAUCGAGGCUGCCAGUUUCAAGGCCUCUCAGCCGCGAGUGA
Messenger RNA from Soboliphyme baturini, 318 nucleotides. Lineage: Eukaryota; Metazoa; Nematoda; Enoplea; Dioctophymatida; Soboliphymatidae. The record is from the annotation of a GenBank genome assembly.